Diaporthe citri is the source of this 825-nucleotide messenger RNA. RefSeq lists its product as uncharacterized. The record is from RefSeq and is a predicted model, not a curated record. The transcript is spliced from 3 exons. The coding region runs from base 1 to 825 and encodes 274 amino acids. Lineage: Eukaryota; Fungi; Ascomycota; Sordariomycetes; Diaporthales; Diaporthaceae.
AUGAGGACCACCCAAGCUUUCAUCGCAGUCUUCGCAGCCAUGGCCUACGGGCGCGUGGCCAGGCGGGCCAACUUCGCCGACGGCGACGGUUGCAUCGCCGCACAGGCCCUGGCCGACGGCAUCCAGAGCAACAUCGACCUGCAGACGGGCGAGCAGGCCAGCGUCGAGAAGGUCAAGGCCGCCGUGAGCCAGAACCCGGUCGACACCGCCGCCUUCACCGCCGCCAAGUCGCAGCUGCUCGACUUUGUCAACGCCGGCAUCUCGGCGCGCGAGAACAACCAGGCCAUCGCGCCCCAGGGCAACGCUGCCAUUAAUGGACUCGGAGUUGUGCAAAACGCCCAGGCCGAGGAGCUCAACCUGGCACAGUCUCUCGUGGGAGCAGCUAGUGAUCUUGAUAUCGUCUCGAAGCUUGAGACAGACUUUGCUGGUGGCAUCAAGCAAAACCAGCAGAACGCCGCCGACGCGUUGAAGGGCUGCGCAAACGCGAAUGCCAAUGCCGGCGCUGCUGCUGCCAACGGUACCGCCAACGCCGGAGGUGGCAAGGCUAAUGGUGGCAAGGCCGGUGGAAAGGGCGGAAAGAAUGGUGGUGCUAACGCUGGAGCCGCCCAGAAGGGAGGAGCCCAGCAGAACGGCGCGGGUGCGGGUGCCGCGAAGGCCGGACAGGACCAAGCCGCACAGGACCAAGCCGCACAGGACCAAGCCGCACAGCAGGAACAAGAUGGUCAAAAGGCGCAGGAUGAUCAGAAGGCACAGGACGGGCAGCAGGCACAGGACGGGCAGCAGGCACAGGACGGGCAGCAGGCACAAGACGAACAGCAGGCAUAG